UUUUGAACUGAGUGUUUUCCGUCUUAUGCGUGUUGUUGAUAAAAAUGGUUCCGACUGAACUGGGUUAAGCCUCUCGGGGCCACUGGUGCCCCCCCCUGUAACAGACAGGAUGGAGCCUCGUCAUGGGAUAAUGAAAGCUUUCCCCAAAGUUAAAAGGGCUCAAGUACUACAGGGAACAGAUGCACCCCCACUAAAGAAGAAAUCCAAUGAAUGUGAUGUCACAGGAAACACUUUUAAUGGCGUCACAGUGUACGUCUUACCUGCUGGAAUAGGAAAUGCCAGAUGCCAGAUCUUCCAAAGACAAAUUCAGCAGAAUGGAGGACAGACAGAGAAUUCACUGUGUCCUGGUGUCACUCAUGUUGUUGUGGAUGACAGCAUGGAUAGUGACAGGGCUUUGCGGCUACUGAAAGUGGACUGUAUGCCCUCGGGAGUCCAGCUGGUGAAAUGCACUUGGUUGAGCUUGUGCAUCAAUGAGAAACAACUCCUGGAUGUAGCCAGCUACAGCCUUAUUUUACCCAAGAGGGUCUCUGAAACACAACAUGAAACUAUUAGAGAAGAGGUGUUGAAUGUUAAUCCUGCUGCAGAAAAUACUACUUUAGAACCAGUGUUUCUUCAAACCAACCAAGAGGAGACCAUAGACAUGAUAGUCUCAGACAACAAAGAUGAAGUGCGAGGAGAAGAAGAUGGCAUCUGUCAGAGUGACCUGGAUGCUCUCAUCACUGGCCAUCACCCCCAAGAGGAGCCUCCUGGCCCCAGUCCAGACUCAGUUUCUCAGAAUGUGGUUGCAGGGAAGUGGGUCUGUGCUCAGUCGUCUCAGUCCAAAAGUCAUAACUUCAACAAGCACAUCACAGACAAACUAGAACUGCUGGCCAAGGCCUACACACACCAGGGGGACAAGUGGAGAGCGCUGAGCUACUCCAAGUCUGUCAACGCUCUGAAGAGUUACCACAAGCCUAUUACGUCGUAUCAGGAAGCUUGUCAGAUCCCAGGAAUUGGAAAACGCAUGGCCGACAAAAUUGUUGAGAUCAUGGAGAGUGGUCAUCUCCGGAAGUUAGAUCACAUCGGUGAAGCUGUUCCGGUACUGGAGCUCUUCACUAACAUUUGGGGUGCAGGAGCUAAGACUGCACAACUGUGGUACCAACAGGGAUUUCGCACUUUGGAGGACAUUGCUACAAAAGCCCACCUGAGCAACGUGCAAAAAAUAGGACUCAAGCACUACGAAGACUUUCUAGACCGAAUGCCUAGAGAGGAAGCAGCAGCCAUAGAGAAAGUGGUGAGAGAUGCUACACAGGCCCUAGACCCUGGCCUGGUGGCGAUAACCUGUGGUUCAUACCGCCGGGGAAAGGCCACAUGUGGAGAUGUUGAUGUACUUAUAUCUCACCCUGAUGGCAAGUCCCACAAGGGCAUUUUCAGCAAAGUGUUACAAAGCCUCCAUGACAGUGGAUUUUUGACAGAUGACCUGGUGAGCCAUGAAGAGAAUGGAGAGCAGAAGAAAUACAUGGGUGUGUGUCGCUUGCCAGGACCCGGCCACCGCCAUCGCAGGUUGGACAUCAUUGUAGUGCCCUACAAUGAGUUGGCCUGUGCACUCAUGUAUUUUACUGGGUCAGCACACUUUAACCGCUCAAUGAGAGCCCUGGCAAAGACAAAAAACAUGAGCUUAUCAGAACACUCGUUGAACAAAGAUGUGGUGCGCCAGGGCAGCUUGAAGGUUUAUGGCGGCACUCCACUUCCUACACUGACAGAAAAGGAUGUUUUCAGGCUUUUAGGCAUACCGUUCAGACAACCUAAUGAAAGGGACUGGUGAUCGCUUGCCAAUCACAGUCUUGAUAGUUUUUUAAUAUGAUGAUGAAUGGUGACAAUACAAAAUGCAAUUAUGCUUGUUUUAAGGAUAUUUAUUGCUCCACAGACUAUGCAAAAGCCCCCUUUGACUUAAAUGCAUAUUUUAUUCUCAAGCUAAAUGAUAGGAUUCACUGAAAUAUCAAAAACAAUACAUUUUCUUACUUAAUCCUAGUUGUGUUUGUCCUGCCAGAGUAUCUUUCUUGUGUGUGCUGAUGCAGGUUUUGACCCCAGUGCAACACAAUGAAUACAGUUUUGUUGUAGGGUCCAGAGCCUUUAAAAUUACAUUUACCGUAUUUUGAGAGACUGUUCCUUCAGUAGAAGACAGUUUGAUUAGGCUGGGUAACUAGCAACACUGCUAAAAAAAUAAGUUGCUGUUCAGUUUUAAAAAUGUCAGUUUGUAUAAUUUUAAAUGUUAAAAUUCCAUCUAUGUCAGUUAUACAAGGCUGAUAGCAUAUGUUUCAAAGGUCCAUACAGUAUCUCACACAGGUAAAUACAAAACCUUUGUGCAGGGCUAGAUAUAUGGGAAAAUUAUGUGACUUUGCAAGUUGAGUGAACUAAUCAUGUAAAGACAUUUUACUAAAGGAGAUACUUGAUCCUAUAUACUUCAUGAAAAAUGAGUAAUAUAAUAAAACUUACUAAAUGAUC
Molecule: messenger RNA, 2484 nt
Organism: Monopterus albus (swamp eel)
Lineage: Eukaryota; Metazoa; Chordata; Actinopteri; Synbranchiformes; Synbranchidae
Gene: poll
Product: polymerase (DNA directed), lambda
Exons: 9
Coding region: 110-1804 (564 amino acids)
Biological process (GO): double-strand break repair via nonhomologous end joining
Cellular component (GO): nucleus
Molecular function (GO): DNA-directed DNA polymerase activity; DNA binding
Source: RefSeq, a predicted model, not a curated record